This is a messenger RNA of Rhineura floridana, 1325 nucleotides long. It is a transcript of the gene DMBX1, whose product is annotated as diencephalon/mesencephalon homeobox 1. Lineage: Eukaryota; Metazoa; Chordata; Lepidosauria; Squamata; Rhineuridae. The transcript has 5 exons. Gene Ontology annotation, molecular function: RNA polymerase II transcription regulatory region sequence-specific DNA binding; DNA-binding transcription factor activity, RNA polymerase II-specific. The coding region runs from base 182 to 1270 and encodes 362 amino acids. Gene Ontology annotation, biological process: regulation of transcription by RNA polymerase II. The record is from RefSeq and is a predicted model, not a curated record.
UUGCAGGACCCAGAGAGAAGUGGGAAAUCAGGAGCAAGAGGAGCCCGGAGUCAAGGGAGCGCUCCCCUGCCUCUCUCUCGAGUACCAUUCUGGACGCCCCACGCUCCCGAGUGAAACCCCGAGAACCCCCCGGGCCGACUGCAGAGACGGAAGACCCUGCUCCCAAAGGUCUUAUGUCACCAUGCAGCACUAUGGAGUGAAUGGCUAUUCUCUUCAUGCCAUGAAUUCUUUGAGCGCCAUGUACAAUCUUCACCAACAGGCAGCACAGCAAGCUCAGCAUGCCCCAGACUAUAGGCCAUCUGUGCAUGCCCUCACGCUGGCAGAGAGACUGGCUGACAUCAUUUUGGAGGCCCGUUAUGGCUCCCAGCACCGCAAACAGAGGAGAAGUCGCACAGCUUUCACAGCCCAGCAGUUGGAAGCCCUAGAGAAAACCUUCCAGAAGACUCACUAUCCAGAUGUGGUGAUGAGGGAGAGAUUGGCAAUGUGUACCAAUUUGCCAGAAGCCAGAGUUCAGGUUUGGUUUAAAAACAGGAGAGCAAAGUUCCGAAAGAAGCAGCGUAGUCUACAAAAAGAGCAGCUGCAGAAGCAGAAGGACUCCGAAGCCAACCACAGCGAGGGCAAAGCAGACACUCCGGUACUGGAAACGCAGACCCCAACUCCUGAGGCCGACAAAUCCAUGAGCCUGCAAAGUGAAGUCACUGCAGAGCUCAACCUGACUCUCUCAGAGCAGUCGGCGAGUGAGUCGGCAGCUGAGGACCAGACAGACAGAGAGGAAGAAUUCAAGAUCUCACUGGAGGAGAACAAAGCAGAUAAGAGUCCCGGAGCUGAAAACAAGGUUCUGAACAGCAAGAGGGCAAGCCCAAAAGCAGAUUCUCCCAUCAAUGCUACAGCCACACCAUCUUCCAGUAGCAGCAUGUCUCAGACACACUCCUAUUCUUCCUCACCCCUCAGCCUCUUCCGCCUGCAGGAGCAAUUCCGCCAGCACAUGGCAGCCACAAACAACUUGGUCCAUUACUCAUCCUUCGAAAUGGGGACCCCUUCUGCAAUGCCUUAUUUGGGCAUGAAUGUCAACAUGGCACCCCUAAGCUCCCUGCACUGCCAGUCUUACUACCAGUCACUUUCCCAUGCCCAGCAGGUGUGGUCCUCUCCAAUCCUCCAGGCUUCAUCCUCUCUUCCAAGCCUGAACAGUAAAACGACGAGUAUUGAGAACCUUCGGCUACGAGCAAAGCAACACGCUGCCUCUCUGGGCCUGGAUACUUUACCAAACUGAGAGCCAGGCAGAAAAAAAAAUGAUAAGAGCGCAACCAACAAAUGACCCUAAGGAA